Messenger RNA from Eimeria acervulina, 201 nucleotides. RefSeq lists its product as hypothetical. The record is from RefSeq and is a predicted model, not a curated record. The transcript is spliced from 2 exons. NCBI's taxonomy places the organism in Eukaryota, Apicomplexa, Conoidasida, Eucoccidiorida, Eimeriidae. The coding region runs from base 1 to 201 and encodes 66 amino acids.
AUGGGAUUAGCUUUGAGCAAGGAUGCGUUGGAGGAUCGGAGCCGCAAGGUGUGGCACCGUUGCUGCUUCGCCUGGAACCGUUGGUUGCACCCAAUCCUGCAUUAUGGGGCAGUUCCUGCAAUAUUUGCGUUGGGCCUCGCGGCCAACGGGGAGCUCACGGCAAAUCCCAUAACUCUUUUCCAGAAGCUUAUUUUAAAUUGA